Petromyzon marinus (sea lamprey) is the source of this 3499-nucleotide messenger RNA. RefSeq lists its product as uncharacterized. Gene Ontology annotation, molecular function: ubiquitin conjugating enzyme binding; zinc ion binding; ubiquitin protein ligase activity. Gene Ontology annotation, cellular component: cytoplasm. NCBI's taxonomy places the organism in Eukaryota, Metazoa, Chordata, Hyperoartia, Petromyzontiformes, Petromyzontidae. Gene Ontology annotation, biological process: multicellular organism development; proteasome-mediated ubiquitin-dependent protein catabolic process. The record is from RefSeq and is a predicted model, not a curated record.
GUGGUGAGUGGGUAAGCGAAUGGGUGAGUGGGUAUGUGUUCUUGUGACCUGCAGUGUGGUGAGUUGGUGAGCGAAUGGGUGAGUGGGCGUGUGUCUGCGGUUAGCUCGCUGGAAUCAUAGUUCAAAUUAGACACUGUAGAUUGAUUUAGAUAGAUUUGAUUUGUUUCGGCAGAAAGGGCCCAAUGAGCUGCUAGAAUAUUAUCUCAUGGGCGUCCUGUGAUGGUACAGAUGUGAUACAGCACAGAUGUUGGUGACAAAAUCGGGGCGCGACACGCACGGCGGCGAGUAUCGGUACGCGUGCCUCACACGUCACAGCGAAAGGGGAAUCGGUCGACAACGCCAACAACAAACAAACAACAAAAAACGACUACGCCGUUUUAUGAACAGCAAUAAAAGGAACGAAAAAAUGCUAUCUGACAAAAGCAAAACGCAAUCAGUGACCGGGAACCCUAAGUAUGAUCCAGAAAAUUUCCUGAAAACGACUCAAUUGGGAUUACGCAGAACAGCCUCCUACUUUGAAUGCCCUCCUGAUAAGAAAGAGUGCCGAGCCUCUGUGAGGCUUUGCUCGGUAAACAGCGUGGAGUGUAAUGAGAACAGCGGUCAUGUAAGCGUCGUUGUAAUGCGAUGCUUUCUUGGCGCUGUGGGGGACAGCCUUGAGACAGUGGUGAUGUCUCAUCGCCUGAUUGGGUUUAAUUUUCCUGGUCCCCCCCCCUCCCACACCCUUAACGCACACACGGCCUCUUAAAAAUGCAUCCGCCAGAUUCCUACGAUUAAAUUACUGCGUGAAUUCAAAAGCGAACUGCUCGAGGGUUCUUUAAAUUUGUUUGAUUCAAACACCACGCGUGAUGAAGGCAGACUCACUUCUGGCUUCACAAUGUAGAGGCACAGCAUUUUCUCUCAACGGGACAGUGCUGUGAACAUGCAAGCUAUGCGGCGCUUUGCAGACAUCAACGGCUGCUUGCUUGAGCCACAGUGACCAACGCGCUAGCCGCCGGUGUCUGCUGCCAUCACGGAACAUAUCCGAGCCAGAGCCAGCGUCACCCCCUACCUGCAAACACCAGUGACUCAAGCUACUCAAUUCGGAUUACACACGACGUAUGUACGUAUGUACGUGUGUACGUUGAACUUAUUUCGCGCCGUACAUAGCCAACCGUGCUAGUCGGAGGUACGGGGAAGGGAAUCGCAAAGUAAUGAUGUAAAUAAGCAGUCGGUAUAAUAUUAAUAUUAUAUCUCCUCCAUAAAUCUGUCUUGUGUACAUCGCGUAGAGAGGAUCGAAACUGCACGUGGCCCCGGGAGCAUGAGCCGUGAGCAGGAGCAGCAGCAGCAGCAGCAGCAGCCCAAGACCGCGGGCGCCCGGCGCUGCCUGGGAGGAGGGGGAGGGAUGGUGCCCCCCUGGCGCGCCGCCUGGGAGCUGCUGAGCUGCGUGACGCGGCUGCGCGACCCGCGGAGGAAACGGGCGGCAGCGGCGGGCGGGGAGCGCGCCGACCGUGCCGUGGCACCGCGCCUGCCGGAGGCGGCCGCGCCGCUGGAAGCGCCUGCCGACGCCAACACCGUUGCCGGUGAGGCUGCACCGUCGGCGUCGGAUCGUCCCUCGGGCACCGGUAGCCCCCAUGCUCCCCGACGGGCCUCACGGCCCCAGGGGAAGACGCCCCCCGCAGCGUCUCGCUCUGCCACCCCUCCCAGUGCCGCCGCCGUGGCCGCCGUGGCCACGGCUCACCCCGGCACCACCAGCAAGGGCUGCUCGAGCGCCCCGGAGCGGCAGAGCGACGACCCGUCCGCGCGGCCCUCCGGCCUCUCGCGCCUCCUGGCGAGCGCCCUGCGCGCCAGCCGCGGGGCCCGGCCCGGGGAGCGUCCAGCCGGCGAGGCGCCGGCCGCCGUUCCGUGCCGGCACGCGGCCGCGGGCUGCUCGCACGGCGCCGCCUCGCACGCCGAGCGGCGAGCGCACGAGCAGAGCUGCGACUUCCGCCCCGGCGCGUGCCCCUGCCCCGGGGCCGCGUGCCCGUGGCGGGGCCCCGUCAGGGACGUGAAGGCCCACCUGCAGGCCGCUCACGACACCAUCGGCACCCUGCAGGGGGAAGACAUCGUGUUCCUGGCAAGCGGCGUGGACCUGCCUGGCAGUGCCAGCUGGGCGAUGAUGCAGUCCUGCCUGGGGCAGGUGUUCCUCCUGGUGCUGGAGAAGGAGCCGGCGUGGGGAGCGCAAGCCGAGUUGAGGAGCGAACCGGGCAAGGACCCGAGGGAGAAGGCGGACGAACGGCCGCGCGGCCACGCACGUCCCGCCCCGGCCCCCGGGCAUCCCCUACGACGACGGGGAGUGGCCUCUCCGAGGGGACGGGGAUUCGUCCGGCCCCAGGGCCGGACGUCGUCGUGGCAGGAAGCGGCCGCCCCCCCCGGACGCCCGGAAGUCGGCCCCUUCCCACCGCCCGACGGGAGGGACGUCGCCCAUCCCGGGGUCCGGCGGGACGGCGGGCGGGACGGCGGGCAGGUCGGCCCAGCUCCCAGGCCGCACGGAGCGCCGGCCUCUGGCGACCGGACGGGCAUGCCGUCCGCGCCACCCCGCGCGGGGGACGCCCCGCGGGACUGCAGCGGCGUGUCGCUGGGGCCCGGCGGGUACGGCCACGCCCCGUGCCAGCAGCACUUCCUGGCCGCCGUGGCGCUGAUCGGCAGCCCCGAGCAAGCCGAGGCCUUCAGCUACCGGCUCGAGCUGAAGGCGGAGGGGGCGCGGAGGCGGCGGCUCUGCUGGGAGGCGCCGGUGCGCUCGGUGUGGGACGGCAGCGCGUCGCCCGCGCUCGCCAAAGGCGGCGGCUGCCUGGCCUUCGGCGCCAGCUUGGCGUGCGUGUUCACCGCCGAGCACAGCCUGGCCAUCGGAGUCCGAAUCACCAAGCGUUGAGCUCCCAUGCCAGCAGCACGGAACUGCCGGACGACGCGGUUGCGUCCGCGUAAGCGCUUGUGUACAAGCACGGGACGGGAGCUGACUUAUUUAACGCUGCCCUCGUCAUCGGCCACGGCCGAUUCAUGGCUGGAUUAAGGCCACCACCCUCCCACGAUCCUAGGGUGUCGUACAACACUCGGGCACCCGCGCACGAGCAGAUUUCGUCAUUCCGUCUCCGCGGUGAACGUCCUCUCGUACGCAUAACAUUGCCUUGUGUGACAGGAUAAAACAUAAAACAGGCUCGUGUUUUUUGGGUUAUGACCCCUCUCGAGGGCAGAAGAGGGAACUGACCUUCAGCUGGAGAUCAAACAUUUCGGUGUGGUGCCUCGAAAAGCCAGCAGUGUUUGCAAGGCCUCCACACUGUAGCGUGUGAUUUCUAAUCGCACGCCAGUCAUCUGUUCUGUCGCCAUCGCAUGCCAUCUCUUUUUCUGGUAUCGUGGCAAUUUUACCGACGUGGGUCGCGGGGUUAUUUCUAUCGGAACGUUAAAUCAACGGUCGCAUAACAAUGAUGGGAAGAUCUGCUCAUUUGUAAUGAUGGAAAAUCCUCACGUUUUUUUCCCCCCAAUAUAA